AGCAACAGCAGCAGCCUCCGCCGCCACCAUCUCGCUUGCCCACGGCUGAAUGAUGGGGAAGGGCCAGAUUCUUGGAGGACCCAGCGCCUUUCUCUUCCUGCUGCUCCUUCAGUGGGACAUCUCGGCACCUAGCACAAUGCCUUAUCACUUGGUGCUGGCACCCUUCGUCCUCCAGGCAGAAACCUCCGAGAAGAUCUGUGUCCAUGUGACGCAGCUGAACAAGUCAGUGACGGUGAACAUCACCCUGGAAAAUCUAGCAGAGACUCGCACCAGCCAUGUGGUGUCCAAGACAAUCCAUUCCAGUGCAUCCCAUUCCAG
This is a messenger RNA of Podarcis muralis (Common wall lizard), 318 nucleotides long. NCBI's taxonomy places the organism in Eukaryota, Metazoa, Chordata, Lepidosauria, Squamata, Lacertidae. The record is from RefSeq and is a predicted model, not a curated record.